This is a messenger RNA of Macrosiphum euphorbiae (potato aphid), 357 nucleotides long. Lineage: Eukaryota; Metazoa; Arthropoda; Insecta; Hemiptera; Aphididae. The record is from the annotation of a GenBank genome assembly.
AUGUUGGAAAGUGAACUGACGAACGCGAAGAAUUUGCAAGGAAUACAGCAGCAGGAUGAGGAUGAAGUUACGGUAGUGAGGGUGGCUCCAAAAUCUCUCGUGACCAAAGUCGACAGUGACGAUGCUAAAAUGCAAGCCGUGGACCGAGACUUGCAUGUGGCCCAGGCGAAGUUGCGUAACACUCUGUAUGCCAACGACUUGUUGAAUCGUCGGAUUUGGAAGGCUCAGGACGUGUUGUUAAGUGUCUACGAUAAAGCGUCGGUUCAUCUGGAAGAGAUAAAAUCGAAUACAGACGACUGCAAGGAAAAAAUGAAUGAUUUUAUUCAGAAUCUGGACAAAGAGUUAAAAGCACUUUAA